This is a messenger RNA of Theobroma umbraticum, 3726 nucleotides long. RefSeq names its product pre-mRNA-splicing factor ATP-dependent RNA helicase DEAH1-like. Gene Ontology annotation, cellular component: intracellular anatomical structure; catalytic step 2 spliceosome. Lineage: Eukaryota; Viridiplantae; Streptophyta; Magnoliopsida; Malvales; Malvaceae. The record is from RefSeq and is a predicted model, not a curated record. Gene Ontology annotation, molecular function: ATP hydrolysis activity; RNA binding; helicase activity.
AGGAGGGUAGAGACAGAAAGGGGGUUAGGGUUGAGAGACGAAAGAAGGGCGGAGGCAGAGAGUCCGACACCGGUACGGGGGACGGCAGAGGAGAGGAGCAGAGCUGGAGGGAACUGGGAAGAGAGAGAGAGUGAACUCUAAAUAAACACACAGUGAAAUAGAAAUAGAGAGGGAGCCGAAAAGAAUCGAGGCUGAGAACAACCCAAUUGCAACCAACCAACAACUGAGUGGCACUCGUUUUUCCUGCAAUUAGUUAAACAAGUUGUCGAAGUCAACGUAGUGCGGGAGAAAGCACUAGUUACCUUGAUACUUAGAUUCCCUAGAUGAAAAUGGGGAGUGAGAGUAAUUUGAAGACUUGGGUCUCUGAUAAGUUAAUGUCGUUGCUUGACUAUUCCCAGCCUACACUUGUUCAGUACAUUAUCGGACUAGCUAAGCAAGCAGCAUCACCUACUGAUCUACUGGGCCAGCUAGAAGAAUGUGGCUUACCAUCAUCAAGUGAGACCCAUUUAUUUGCUCAAGAAAUCUUCAGUAGAGUUCCUCGUAAAGCAUCUGGUGAAAAUCUUUACCAGAAACAAGAAAGGGAAGCUGCUUUCUUGGCUAGGAAGCAAAAGACUUAUGCAAUUUUAGAUGCUGAUGACAAUGAAGAUGACGCUGGUACUAGUUCAAGUGUUCAUCACCAUUCUUCCAGUGAGCCCAUUUCUGAGGCCAGAAAAGCAGAUAAACAUAAGAAACGAUUCAGGAAGAAGAUUGAAAGCGAAGAAGAUGAAGAUGAUGAGGUGAUCACACAUGUAGAAGAAGAGAGACGAGUUAAAAGGCGGACUUCUCAAGAUGAGGAUGAUGGUUCAGAGUCAGAGGAAGAAAGGUUGCGUGAUCAAAGAGAGAGGGAGGAUUUAGAGAGAAAUAUUAGAGAACGUGAUGCUGCAGCCACUAGGAAGUUAAUGGAGCCAAAGCUUUCCCAAAUGGAGGAAGAGGAGGCCAUACGAAGAUCUAAAGCUUUCGAGGAAGAUGACAUUAAUAGUUUAAGAAAAGUUUCAAGGCAAGAGUACUUAAAAAAGAGGGAGCAGAAGAAGCUUGAGGAACUCAGGGACGAAAUAGAAGAUGAGCAAUACCUUUUUGAUGGUGUGAAGCUUUCUGAAGCAGAAUAUCGUGAGUUAAGGUACAAAAAGGACAUAUAUGAGCUUGUGAAGAAGCGGACAGAAGAGGAUGAAAAUAUGGGUGAGUACAAAAUGCCAGAAGCUUAUGAUCAGGAAGGGGUUGUUGACCAGGAGAAGAGAUUUGCUGUGGCUCUUCAGCGUUACAGAGACCCUACUGCUGGGGAUAAAAUGAAUCCAUUUGCAGAACAAGAGGCUUGGGAAGAGCAUCAAAUUGGCAAGGCUACAUUGAAAUUUGGCUCCAAAAAUAAGAAGCAAACAGCUGAUGACUAUCAAUUUGUGUUUGAGGAUCAGAUUGAGUUUAUCAAGGCAUCAGUGAUGGAUGGUGACAAGUUUGAUAAUGAGCUGCCAACUGAGUCACCUGAGACAUCGAAGGCAAAAUCAGAAUUGGAGAAACUACAGGAGGACAGAAAAACUUUGCCAAUUUAUCCAUAUCGAGAUAAUCUACUUAAAGCUGUUGAAGAUUAUCAGGUUCUUGUUAUUGUGGGAGAAACUGGUUCAGGAAAGACCACACAGAUACCACAAUAUCUUCAUGAAGCUGGUUACACCAAACGCGGGAAGGUAGGUUGUACACAGCCUCGAAGAGUUGCUGCUAUGAGUGUAGCUGCUCGAGUUUCUCAGGAAAUGGGCGUCAAACUUGGGCAUGAGGUUGGUUAUUCUAUCCGUUUUGAAGAUUGCACGUCAGAAAAGACUGUGUUGAAGUAUAUGACAGACGGAAUGCUGUUGCGAGAAUUGCUUGGUGAACCUGAUCUUGCAAGCUACAGUGUGAUAAUGGUGGAUGAGGCUCAUGAAAGAACUGUGUCGACUGAUAUUCUUUUUGGAUUGGUGAAGGAUAUAGCACGGUUUAGAAAGGAUAUUAAAUUACUUAUUUCAAGUGCAACACUGGAUGCGGAGAAGUUCAGUGAUUUUUUCGAUUCUGCUCCAAUUUUCAAAAUUCCUGGGAGAAGGUAUCCUGUUGAGAUACACUACACAAAAGCGCCGGAAGCUGAUUACUUGGAUGCUGCAAUUGUUACUGUACUUCAAAUCCAUGUGUCACAGCCAGCUGGAGAUAUUUUGGUUUUUCUCACUGGUCAAGAAGAAAUUGAGACGGCAGAAGAAAUUUUGAAGCAUAGAAUAAGAGGCUUUGGGACAAAAAUUGCAGAACUUAUAAUCUGCCCUAUAUAUGCCAACCUUCCAACUGAACUUCAAGCCAAAAUAUUUGAACCUACCCCUGAAGGUGCACGCAAAGUAGUCCUGGCAACAAAUAUUGCAGAAACAUCAUUAACCAUUGAUGGGAUUAAGUAUGUCAUUGAUCCAGGUUUUUGCAAGAUGAAAUCUUAUAAUCCAAGGACUGGAAUGGAGUCUUUGCUGGUAACUCCCAUCUCUAAAGCUUCAGCUAAUCAACGUGCUGGUCGGUCUGGUCGAACGGGCCCAGGAAAGUGUUUUCGGUUGUACACUGCCUACAAUUAUUAUACUGAAUUGGAUGACAAUACACCACCAGAGAUACAACGGACUAAUCUUGCCAGUGUUGUUCUUUCUUUGAAGAGUCUUGGGAUUCAUGACUUGAUAAAUUUUGAUUUUAUGGAUCCACCACCAGCUGAGGCUCUACUGAAAGCAUUGGAACUUCUCUUUGCACUGAGUGCAUUAAAUAAACUUGGGGAGUUGACUAAAGUUGGUAGACGAAUGGCAGAGUUCCCUCUUGAUCCUAUGCUAUCAAAAAUGAUAGUUGCUUCGGACAAGUACAAGUGUUCAGAUGAGGUUAUUUCCAUUGCUGCCAUGCUUUCUGUGGGAAAUUCAAUCUUUUACCGUCCGAAGGACAAACAAGUUCAUGCUGAUAAUGCAAGGAUGAAUUUUCAUACUGGGAAUGUGGGUGACCAUAUUGCUUUAAUGAAGGUUUACAAUUCUUGGAGGGAAACAAAUUACUCAACACAAUGGUGUUAUGAAAAUUAUAUUCAGGUCAGGAGCAUGAAGCGUGCCAGAGACAUUAGGGACCAAUUAGAAGGUCUUUUGGAGAGAGUUGAAAUUGAACUAACAUCCAAUUUAAAUGACUUAGAGGGUAUAAAAAAGGCCAUAACAUCUGGAUUUUUCCCUCAUUCAGCUAGGUUGCAGAAAAAUGGUUCUUAUCGGACUGUGAAGCAUCCACAGACUGUCUAUAUACAUCCAAGCUCAGGGUUGGCACAAGUGCUCCCAAGAUGGGUUGUGUACCAUGAAUUGGUUCUUACUACCAAGGAAUAUAUGAGACAGGUAACUGAACUGAAGCCAGAUUGGUUGGUGGAAAUAGCCCCACAUUAUUACCAGAUGAAGGAUGUUGAGGAUCCUGGAUCAAAGAAAAUGCCAAAGGGACAGGGGCGUGCAGCAGAGUAACCGGUGGCUUCUUUUGGUUUGAGAGGGGCAUAUGAUUGCUUCCGUAUAGAGAAAGAACAACUUGGUUUACAACCAUGGGGACAAGGAGAGGACAACUGUAAAUACAAUUUUGUUCGAUUUAGUUUACGCACUUUGAUUAAGUUAUCUUAGUUAAAACACACUGAAAUUGUAUUGUAAGAUCAUUCUGUUGUAUGACUCAAUCAUAAUAGGAAAUUCCUUUUACCGGAUAAAA